This is a messenger RNA of Pungitius pungitius (ninespine stickleback), 2675 nucleotides long. RefSeq names its product tetratricopeptide repeat protein 39C-like. The coding region runs from base 466 to 2217 and encodes 583 amino acids. Lineage: Eukaryota; Metazoa; Chordata; Actinopteri; Perciformes; Gasterosteidae. The record is from RefSeq and is a predicted model, not a curated record. Gene Ontology annotation, biological process: cilium assembly; otolith morphogenesis. Gene Ontology annotation, molecular function: protein binding. The transcript has 14 exons.
ACAGAGCUUUAAUAUUGUUGUCGUUAUGCUUCCUCAUGCUGUAAAACUGUAACAACACUAUAUACAAAGUGUGAAUCAUGACACAACAAAGCGCAUCAAAAGCGAAAUGAGGAUGGUGGAGACAGAUCGAACAGCAGCACGUGACCUGCCCGCAGCUCCUCCACACACUCACUUUCACUUCUGUCGCGUCUCGUGUCUGACUGGGAGGCCGAGAAGUCCGACAGCACGCAAAGGCAGCACGCUUCCUGUCUGCGCAAUAACCAGACGAGCCGCCGGAUCAGGCUGCGCAGUCCGGCGCGCCCGCACAUGUAGCACAGGUUUGGGACGUCGAGUCAUUUGGACCUGUUCUCUUCUCCCGCCCCCUCGAACAUGAACGCGACUGCGCGAAGUGGGGCCGCCGGAGGACACCAGUAGACCCGCGAGACGCGCCGCACCCCUCCUCCGGUAUCGCGUAACUUCGUCUCAAUGGCGGACCCAGCGGAACCAGCACCGGGACGCGCGGCGGACGGAAAGACGGGCGAGAUCAACGAGGCGGACAUGGCGCUGAAAGGAAUCAAUAUGCUCCUCAACAACGGCUUCAAAGAGAGCGACGAGCUCUUCACGCUGCACAGGAACAGCAGUCCUCUGAUGAGUUUCGGGGCCAGUUUUGUAAGUUUUCUGACUGCUAUGAUGACGUUUGAGGAGGAGAAAAUGCAGAUGGCCUACGACGACCUCAAAGCCACAGAGAGACUGUGCGAGAGGGAAAACAUUGGUGUCAUUGAGACCCUUAAAAACAAGAUGAAGAGGAGUACGGACCCUCAGAGGUGUGGGGUGGCUGCAGUGGACCGACUCCAGAGGCAGAUCAUCAUCGCAGACUGCCAGGUCUACCUCGCGCUGUUGUCUUUCAUCAAACAAGAGCUGUCAUCAUACAUCAAAGGAGGCUGGGUCCUCCGUAAAGCCUGGAAGAUGUACAACAAAUGCUACAGCGACAUCACACACCUGCAGGAGGGCAAAAGACGGCGAGCCUCCGAACAGCAAGCCGCGGCGCCCCCGCCGCUGUCCUCUCUCCCCGGGCCGAGCCCGCCCCCGAGGCCGGACGGCGUCAGCCCCGAGGCUCUGGAUCGGCUCAAAGGGGCCGUCAGCUUCGGCUACGGCCUCUUCCACCUCUGCAUCUCGAUGGUGCCGCCGCACCUCCUCAAGAUCGUCAACCUGCUGGGCUUCCCCGGCGACCGCCUCCAAGGCCUGUCGGCGCUCGAGUGCGCCAGUGAAAGUAAGGACAUGAAGGCCCCCUUAGCUACCCUUGCCCUCUUGUGGUAUCACACAGUAGUGCAGCCCUUCUUUGCCCUGGAUGGCACAGACACGCAGACGGGCCUGAUGGAAGCCAAAUCCAUUCUUCAGCGACGGGAGGCGAUCUAUCCAAACUCCUCCCUUUUCAUGUUCUUCAAAGGCAGAGUCCAACGCCUCGAGUGCCACAUCGGUAGUGCCUUGACGUCCUUCCGUGCUGCCUUAGACCUCGCCUCUGGCCAGAGGGAGAUUCAGCACGUGUGUUUAUAUGAAAUAGGUUGGUGCAGCAUGAUCGAACUGAACUGCGGAGAAGCCUACAGGGCCUUUGACCGUCUGAAGACGGAGUCCCGCUGGUCCCAGUGCUAUUACGCUUAUUUAACUGGAGUGUGCCACGGAGCCACGGGUGACCUUGAAGGAGCUGUCGCUGUUUUCGGGGAAGUCGAAAGACUUUACAAACGCAGGAACAAUCAGAUCGAGUUGUUCUCCAUGAAGAGGGCUGAGAAGCUAAAGACCUCCAGUCUAUCCAAAGAGCUCUGCAUCCUCUCUGUGAUCGAGAUCCUUUACCUGUGGAAAGCUCUGCCCAACUGCUCCGCUGCUAAGCUCAAGACGAUGACACAAGUCCUGCAAGGGAUCGACGAUGCCUCGUGUGCAGGCCUGAAAAACCUGCUUCUUGGUGCCAUAAACGGAUGUCUGAAUGAUACCAACAAUGCCGUUCAGUUUUUCCAUCUGGCAGCGCGAGACGAGGUUGGUCACCUGAGCAACUCCUACGUGCAGCCGUACUCCUGCUAUGAGCUGGGUUGCGUCCUGCUCACCAGUCCAGAGUCUGCAGAGAGGGGCAGAAUGCUGCUGAUUCAGGCUAAGGAGGACUAUGGCGGCUAUGACUUUGAGAACAGGCUCCAUGUUCGUAUCCAUUCAGCUCUCGCCUCAAUAAGGGCCGCUGCAGUCCAGACUUGACGUUUCGUCUGCACCAACCAGAGAGGACGGGAAGGAAUGUCUAUUCAAAGGACAAUAGGCCAUCCAGGUCACCAGUGAAACACUGUUUUGUUUGUAUUGGAUUUGGAGUCAAUACAUAUAUGGGAGAGCAGUUAUUCAUUUGAAAUGAAUACUUUGGGUAUUUAUUGCUCAUAUGGUCAUUUCCAGACUAAAAUCAGACCAAAUGAGCUGUGAAUUAAAUUAAAGUAAAAGCACACAUCCUGUGUUAAAUGAAUGACUCAGCCGGCUUACUGUUGGCUACCAACUUCGAUGUAAAAGCUUUGCUAGUCCAUAGGCAUGAGGGCUUUUUAAAAGGUUUUUGUAGUGUAGCCCAUAUUUUUAAGCAGAAUUGUUUUCAGUGUAAAUGUGUUUGUUUUAAUCAUUGUGAGCAGCCUGCUCAUGUUUGUUUUUAAGAAAAUAAAAAUAUAGUAAAACAUCUA